AUGGCUGCUGCCCCACCAACCCAAUCCUUGAAGUGUGUGGUGACGGGAGAUGGUGCUGUCGGAAAGACAUGUCUCCUCAUAUCAUAUACCACGAAUGCCUUCCCCGGAGAAUAUAUUCCAACUGUAUUCGACAACUAUUCCGCAAGUGUGAUGGUAGAUGGGAAACCCAUCAGCCUGGGUUUAUGGGACACGGCCGGCCAAGAAGAUUACGAUCGACUACGACCUCUCUCUUACCCUCAGACGGACGUAUUCCUGAUCUGCUUCUCCGUUGUCAGCCGCGCCUCGUUCGACAACGUGAAAGCCAAGUGGGCGCCUGAGAUUGAACACCACGCACCCGGCGUACCAAUCAUCCUGGUUGGCACCAAGCUCGAUCUGCGAGAUGAUGAGGGGACACGGGAACAAUUGAGAAAGAUGAAGCAGAGUCCAGUGUCAUAUGAGGAGGCGGUUCAGGUCGCGAAGGAAAUCAAAGCAUACAAAUAUCUCGAAUGUUCGGCUCUUACCACUCGUAAUUUGAAGAGUGUUUUUGACGAAGCAAUCCGGGCAGUCCUGAAUCCUCGUCCUACAGCAAAGAAGUCAAGUAAGAAGUGCACAAUCCUAUAA
This is a messenger RNA of Eremomyces bilateralis CBS 781.70, 600 nucleotides long. Its product is annotated as small GTP-binding protein, variant 2. The record is from RefSeq and is a predicted model, not a curated record. The coding region runs from base 1 to 600 and encodes 199 amino acids. Lineage: Eukaryota; Fungi; Ascomycota; Dothideomycetes; Eremomycetales; Eremomycetaceae. Gene Ontology annotation, cellular component: cell cortex; cytoskeleton; plasma membrane. Gene Ontology annotation, biological process: establishment or maintenance of cell polarity; regulation of actin cytoskeleton organization; actin filament organization. Gene Ontology annotation, molecular function: GTP binding; GTPase activity; protein kinase binding. The transcript is spliced from 6 exons.